AUGGCCGCGGGACCCCCACUUCCUCCAGCAGUCCCUUGCCGCCGCCACCGUCGCCUUCCCCAGCAGCGGUGGCUGGACGACAGCGCCGUCACUGGUUGGAUUGGAGCUGGCGGCUCAGACGGGACACCCUGGGGUGGGGGAGAGGGGGAGGGAGGGUGUGGGAAAGGGGGAGGUCAGCGCUGGGCGGGCUCUCGGGGGACCCCGCGCUGCCCCUUCCAGCAGCAGCAGCAGCAGCAUCCACAGCCGCCGCCGCAGUCUGAGCGGCCGCAGCAGAGCGAGCGCGAGCUUCACCAGCUCCGCGCGGCGGAGAGCAGAGGGGCGGCGGCGCCCGCCCCAGCCGAGCCGAGCAGAGCCGAGCGCGCAGCCGGGCCGCCGCCGCCGCCUCGCAGAUGCCAUCACAGCAACAAAGAGCUCGCUGAGCUGAGAGCCGCGGCGAGAGCUCGCCUGGAAGCCCUCCACGGGUAG
Molecule: messenger RNA, 465 nt
Organism: Rangifer tarandus platyrhynchus (Svalbard reindeer)
Lineage: Eukaryota; Metazoa; Chordata; Mammalia; Artiodactyla; Cervidae
Source: the annotation of a GenBank genome assembly